This is a messenger RNA of Fusarium coffeatum, 405 nucleotides long. RefSeq lists its product as uncharacterized. The record is from RefSeq and is a predicted model, not a curated record. Bases 1 to 405 code for a protein of 134 amino acids. NCBI's taxonomy places the organism in Eukaryota, Fungi, Ascomycota, Sordariomycetes, Hypocreales, Nectriaceae. The transcript has a single exon.
AUGGGAGCCGAUGACUUCGUUUUCACUCAUUAUAAUCUCUCCCCUCGCAAUGUUCUUGUAUCAGGUUCACCUCCUCAAAUUACUGGCAUUGUUGACUUUGAGUUCGCUGGUUUCUUUCCCGCUCUUGAUGAGUUCUUAAACGACUAUAUUGAGAACAGCAACGAUUGGUCGGAGGAUGUAUACGAAGUCUACCUGAAGCGGCUUGAGGAGAAUAGUGUGCCUACUCCGCUGAAAGGCAUUGCCAAAGACGGCUGGGAGCAGGUUUAUCUGCUCCAGCAAGUGGUGCAGAAUAUUGCGCCUUGGUAUCUACCUGGAAAAUAUACAGGCGAGGGACUUGAACAGGAACUUGCGAAGUCAAGGGUGCUGGUUGAGGAAAUACUGGAAAAGCUGAGCCAGCGAGCAUGA